This is a messenger RNA of Hibiscus syriacus, 1167 nucleotides long. Its product is annotated as ELMO domain-containing protein C-like. The coding region runs from base 272 to 1072 and encodes 266 amino acids. The transcript has 10 exons. The record is from RefSeq and is a predicted model, not a curated record. NCBI's taxonomy places the organism in Eukaryota, Viridiplantae, Streptophyta, Magnoliopsida, Malvales, Malvaceae.
AAAAAAAAACUAACAGAUGCAAGCAACAGUGAGAGAAAAAUAAGGGGAGACAGAGCUCCGCCUCCGUGGCUUGCAGUGGACAGUAGAUUCUUAUAUCUCUAAACCCUAGCGGGGGUUUUUUUGCAUUUAAAGAUUCUCUAGAAUGUUUUUCUCUCCAGAUUCUUAUUUGCUUUUUGAAGAAUCUCAGGUUUGAAAUUGUGGAAAAGCCGAGUUGUCUGUUAGGGUUCACAGGAAGAAAGAUAGGAAGAUAGGAGAGACGAGGUGUGGCCAAAUGGACGAUAGAGCGGGUUCAUUUGUCGCUGUGAGGAGGAUUUCUCAUGGUCUCGAGCGAGGCAAUACCUGCCAUUCUACUUCUGCUGAGGUUGUGGCAGGAUCAACAGCAUGGUUGGGUCGAGGUCUUUCUUGUGUAUGUGCACAGAGCAGAGAGAGUGAUGCUCGCCCAUCAUUUCAUUUAACUCCUUCCCAGGAAGAAUGCUUGCAGAGGCUGCAGAACCGUAUUGAGAUUGCUUAUGAUAGUUCAAUUCCUGAGCAUCAGGAAGCUUUAAGGGCCAUAUGGAAUGCUGCGUUUCCAGAAGAAGAACUACGUGGUUUAAUAUCCGAGCAGUGGAAGGAAAUGGGGUGGCAAGGGAAGGAUCCAUCUACAGAUUUCAGGGGUGGUGGUUUUAUAUCAUUGGAGAACCUGUUAUUCUUUGCUAGGAAUUUUCCGAAAUCCUUCAAGGAUCUUCUUUGGAAGCUGGAAGGUGAUAGGUCUGUGUGGGAAUAUCCAUUUGCUGUUGCUGGUGUGAACAUCACUUUUAUGCUCAUUCAGAUGCUUGAUAUUGAAGCAGUCAAACCAAGGACAAUUGUUGGAGCGGUUUUCUUGAAGUUCCUUUCGGAAAAUGAAUCAGCGUUUGACCUUCUCUAUUGCAUCACAUUCAAGCUAAUGGACCAUCAGUGGCUUGCUAUGCGCGCAUCCUACAUGGACUUCAAUACAGUGAUGAAGGCCACGCGCCGACAACUGGAAAGGGAGCUUCUACUUGAAGAUAUUACACGUCUGGAGGAUCUGCCCUCAUACAGUCUUCUCACACGAUAAUGCAUCCUCUACGGAGUUGGUUGGAUUGACAAACACUCGUGGCCUUCCUUUUACAAAACAUGUCUUUAGCCUGUGACAUGAUAAAAUGUAUAUUU